Messenger RNA from Neoarthrinium moseri, 645 nucleotides. RefSeq lists its product as uncharacterized. Gene Ontology annotation, cellular component: membrane; endoplasmic reticulum; cis-Golgi network. The coding region runs from base 1 to 645 and encodes 214 amino acids. Gene Ontology annotation, molecular function: ER lumen protein retrieval receptor activity. NCBI's taxonomy places the organism in Eukaryota, Fungi, Ascomycota, Sordariomycetes, Amphisphaeriales, Apiosporaceae. Gene Ontology annotation, biological process: protein retention in ER lumen; endoplasmic reticulum to Golgi vesicle-mediated transport. The record is from RefSeq and is a predicted model, not a curated record. The transcript has 2 exons.
AUGCUGAACCUCUUCCGCGUCCUGGGAGACCUCUCCCACCUGGCCUCCAUCCUGAUAUUGCUGAUGAAGAUGACGGAGCUGAAUGGUUGCGCCGGCAUCUCGUUCAAGUCCCAGGUCCUCUACCUCCUCGUCUACGUGACGCGCUACCUCGACCUCUUCAGCACCGAGUCCAUCUACAACAUCGUCUUCAAGAUCCUCUUCAUCGGCUCACAGGGCUACAUCGUCUACCUGAUGAUCGCCAAGUACAAGCCCACCAUCGACCAGAACCUCGACACCUUCCGCGUGCAGUACCUGCUGGGUGCCGCCGCCGUGCUCGCCGUCGUGAUCCCCUACAAGUACACCUUCAACGAGAUCCUGUGGGCCUUUUCCAUCUGGCUCGAGUCCGUCGCCAUCCUGCCCCAGCUCUUCAUGCUGCAGCGCACCGGCGAGGCCGAGACCAUCACCACCCACUACCUGUUCGCCCUCGGCGCCUACCGCGCUCUCUACAUCCCCAACUGGAUCUGGCGCUACUUCACCGAGCCCAAGCAUAAGGUCGAUUGGAUCGCUGUCGUCGCCGGCCUCAUCCAGACCGUCCUGUACUCGGACUUCUUCUGGAUCUACUACAACAAGGUCAUGAAGGGCAAGAAGUUCAAGCUCCCCGUCUAA